AUGGAUAUCAACGAUUUGAAGAACACGGUCUCCAACCUGACCUUGUAUGACCUCAAGGCAGGCUUUCGGAAGGCUCAGAAUGCUGUUAUGAACUUUACCGAGAUGGAGUCUAAGGUGCGCGAGGCGACGAAUAACGAGCCAUGGGGUGCUUCAACCACCACUAUGCAAGAAAUUGCCAACGGAACCUUUAACUACCAAACCCUUAACGAGAUCAUGCCCAUGAUCUACCGUCGCUUCACCGAGAAGGCUGCCGAGGAGUGGCGCCAAAUCUACAAGGCCCUCCAAUUACUCGAGUUCCUCAUCAAGCACGGUUCCGAGCGCGUGAUCGACGACGCCAGAGGACAUCUUUCGCUUCUUAAGAUGCUCCGCCAAUUUCACUUUAUUGAUCAAAACGGAAAGGACCAGGGCAUCAACGUGCGCAACCGAGCUAAGGAGUUGGCCGACCUUCUGGGCGAUGUUGACCGUAUCCGAACCGAGCGCAAGAAAGCGCGUGCAACAAAGAAUAAGUAUACUGGCGUAGAGGGCGGUGCGACUUUUGGCGGCGGUUUCUCGAGUGGCAGCUCAAGCCGUUAUGGUGGUUUUGGUAGCGAGAGUGCUGGAUAUGGUGGCGGCGGCGCCGGCAGCAGCAGCGGUGCGGGCCCUCGCGACUUUGGCGGAUACUCUGGAGGUGUUUAUGGCGAUGGUGGUGGUUUCGGCGGCCAGACUGAUGACUGGCGAGGAGAUGGCGCUGCUAGUAGAGGUGAACGAUUUGAGGAGUACGAUGAGUUUGACGAGGGCGAGAGACCUGCUGCCAGCUCAUCAAGGGCUGCUGCUAAGCGACCAGAGCGCACUCCCGUUAAGAAGGCUGCUGCCGAGCCACCCAAGAAGAAGGAGCCUGAGGUCGAUCUCUUCUCCUUCGAUGAUCCUGCACCAGCCCCAUCCGCGUCCAACAACUCAGGAUUUGCUGCACUGGCACCUAGCAACUCUACUGCCGCUCCUGCGCAGGCCGACGACGACGAUGAGUUCGACGACUUCCAGGCUGCCCCUGCUCCGGCCGCACCAGCCAGCAACGUUAUGCAGAGUCCUGCCGUGACAUCGUCGGCCUCUACAACUGCUCAAUUCGCAGCACCUCAACCUCAUUCGGCUCCUCAGCAGGCUGAUAUCAGCCAAAUGGUUAGCAUGGCAUCCAUCUCGCCUGCUCCUAGUGCCUCAGGCACUCCUGGACCCAACUACUCUGCCUUCAGCAUCCCCUCUGCUCCUGCUGCCCAGGCUCCUAAGCCCUCUGGUUUCCAGCAAUCUGGCCCCAACUACUUUAGCUCUGUCCAGGCACAGGCAUCUAAGCCUCCCACAACAUCUGCCUUUUCCGGCAUGGGCAGCACUUCCAACGCUACUCCAAACACCCCCACUACGAUGGCCAACAUGAAGCCCGUCGUUAGCUCCUCAGCCAAGCCAGCACCUGCUGCUGGUGGAGAUGCCUUUGGAGCUCUCUGGGGUAAGGCAAGUGGCGGCAUGAAGAAGCCUGAGACACCCAAGGCCGGACCUGCGCUGGGCCAGUUGGCCAAGGAGAAGAGCAGCGCUGGAAUCUGGGGUGCACCGGCACCAGGACCCUCCAGCGGCAGUGCUCCUCCCAAGACCGGUGGCUCUGCCUUUGACGAUCUUUUGGGUUAA
Molecule: messenger RNA, 1647 nt
Organism: Fusarium sp. VM40
Lineage: Eukaryota; Fungi; Ascomycota; Sordariomycetes; Hypocreales; Nectriaceae
Source: the annotation of a GenBank genome assembly